Molecule: messenger RNA, 273 nt
Organism: Auanema sp. JU1783
Lineage: Eukaryota; Metazoa; Nematoda; Chromadorea; Rhabditida; Rhabditidae
Source: the annotation of a GenBank genome assembly
AUGGCAGGCCCAGGUGAACGUUUUCAUGUUCUGGCCCAAUUGGAGCAUCUUCAAUCGAAGUUUACUGGAUGUGGGCAUGCUGAUUUCAAUCGUUAUGAAUGGCUAACUAAUCAACAUCGGGACACUCGUGCUUCACAUUUGAGCCAUCCAGGAAUGUGCUCCUUCGUUUCCAUCAUUGAAAACGAGUCAAUUGCCAGAACAAGAUUCAAUCUCAUCAACAGAAUGAUACAGCCUUGUGGUGUACCACCGGAGAAGUCUCCUUUGGACGAAUAG